This is a messenger RNA of Uloborus diversus, 1192 nucleotides long. Its product is annotated as putative inorganic phosphate cotransporter. Gene Ontology annotation, molecular function: transmembrane transporter activity. Gene Ontology annotation, biological process: monoatomic anion transport; transmembrane transport. NCBI's taxonomy places the organism in Eukaryota, Metazoa, Arthropoda, Arachnida, Araneae, Uloboridae. The record is from RefSeq and is a predicted model, not a curated record.
GAGGAACCUUUUUUCAAGCGCCGGUAUUUGAUUUCCUUCGUGGGAUUCCUCACAUUUUUUCUCAUGAAUGCGCAUCGAAUAAAUGUGAGCGUUGCCAUAGUAGCAAUGGUGCGAAGUCCAGAACAUGAAAAUCUUUCUGUUCCACAUGAUUUGAAUGCAACGCAGCAAAUGCAUCAUAAUAACUCACAAAAUGAAGCACAGUCCAAAGUAAAAUAUGACUGGAGUUCACAAAUGCAAGGAUACAUUUUGAGUGCUGGAUUCUUUGGAUAUGUUUUAUCUUUGAUUGUCUGUGGGAAACUAGCAGAAACUUUUGGACCGAAAGUUAUGCUUGUCAGUGGGACAUUUUUUUCAUCUUUCACCAUUUUGAUUACACCUUUAACGCCUGCCGUGCAUGUUUAUUUUUUAAUAAUUAUUCAGUGUAUUAGAGGAAUUGCGCAGGGUUUUAUGACGCCGUCUAUAACUGUCUUAUCAGCAAACUGGUAUCCCAAAGCCGAAAGAGGUUUUUUAGGGGGAAUUGGAUAUACAGGUUUGCAUUUAGGACGUUCAUUUGCCGGAAGUCUUUCGGGCUUAAUUUGUGACAGUAUUUCUAUGGGAGGGUGGCCUUCGGUGUUUUACAUUUUUGGUGGAUUUGGAAUAAUUGUUUCUUUCAUCGAAAUCUUCAUCGUAUACGGUAUGCCAAAGGAUGAUCCAAGAAUUUCAAGAGCAGAGUUAAAGUACAUUUUGGCGAACCAAGAAAAUGUUUUAACUCGGAAGAGACCUCCUGUUCCUUGGAAAAAAAUCUUCACGUCGGUGCCAACUUAUGCUCUUCUGUUUGCGUUUUGUGGUCAAUUCUGGGCAGGAAUCUACUUUAUUUCUUCUCAUUCAAUUUUUGUUGCGGAUAUCCUUAAGUAUCCGAUUGCUCAGAAUGGACUUAUUGUGUCCAUGCCGUAUAUCAUUGCAUUAGUUCUUGUUUCGGGUGUAAGCUAUUUGUCUUCCUGGCUAAAUAAAAAGAAACAUUUAAGUGUAAACAAAGUCAGAAAACUCUGGAACUUUCUUGGAUCAUUCGGAUUUUCUAUAUGUCUUAUAGUCAUUGUAACAACUAAAUGUGAAAAAAUAAUUGGGACAGUUUGCUCCGUCUUAGGUAUAGCAUUUUCAUCUGUAUCUUGUAUUGCUACAAUGAUUGUUCCUGUCGACAUGUCACCAACAUUUGCUG